This is a messenger RNA of Camellia sinensis, 1076 nucleotides long. RefSeq lists its product as uncharacterized. Lineage: Eukaryota; Viridiplantae; Streptophyta; Magnoliopsida; Ericales; Theaceae. The record is from RefSeq and is a predicted model, not a curated record.
CGACGACGCCAAUCAUCAUAGCAUCAUGAUGUUCAUGUCACGCUUAUCAAUCGAGAGCUGCUUUAACGAUGCUGAUGCUGAUGCCGAUGCCGACGAAGAAUUUUCCGAUGAAAAAGAGGGAAAACAAUUAUUGUCGUCGGACUCCGAUAAGGAGCCGAUGGGGUGUUACUCGCUGCCGAUGACACCGCCGAGAUAGAGGAACCGAAAUGGGGGUUUGAGUCAGCAGCAAGUGAAAGAGUACGCAAGCGAGAACGAAGUUCACAAGGACUUUCUUCUUCAUAAAAAGAAGAUGAGGAGGAGGAGGAGGAGGAGAAUCGUGAGGGAGAGAUUGGUAAAUGCUAUGGGGGAACGGAAUAAGAAGACGGUGGUGGUCAAUAUGGAAGAAGACACGGCGGCGAUUAAUAGGGACAUGGGUAGUGCUGCUGCUGGUGGUGGUGGUGGUGUUGGGAAUAAUUACAAUAAUAAUAGCAAUUGGGGAAACAGCUGCGGGGAGAGCGAGGAGGGGGGAGGUAGUGCUGGUGGUGGUCGGGGAUUGGUAGUGAUAACGAGGCCUAAAGGAGGGAGGAGGUCACUGUGUAUGGAUUUGGAUGAAGUGAAGGCGUGUAGAGACCUUGGUUUUGAGUUGGAACAUGAACGAACCUCCCUUGAAAUUAUGCCCACUCGACUCUCUGUCUCCGUCGCUGGAUCUCCUCUUGACACCAGUAGCGGCGGCAACUCCCCCAUCUCCAAUUGGCACAUCUUUAGCCCUGGUGAUGAUCCAAGAGAUGUGAAAGCUCGACUCAAAGUAUGGGCUCAGGCAGUGGCACUCGCAUCUACAUCCCGGCACAGCUGCUAGGGAGUUUUCACUAUACAUAUAUGUAUAUAUGCUGUGUGUUGUGUGCAUACUUUUGAGACUUGGAUUGCUUUUUUUAUUCUUUCCUUUUUGCAUUUUUGGAAUGGAAUGAACAGAGUGGCUUCUUGUUUCUUUUCGUUGCCCGAGAGGGAUGGGUUUUGAGGAUAUUGUAUUGUUGUUGUUGUUGUUGGAACAAAUUUUUAUUAUUUUCCAAUUCUUCUAAAUCCCCCUAACUUCCAUCUUA